Molecule: messenger RNA, 2738 nt
Organism: Lingula anatina
Lineage: Eukaryota; Metazoa; Brachiopoda; Lingulata; Lingulida; Lingulidae
Biological process (GO): regulation of transcription by RNA polymerase II
Cellular component (GO): nucleus
Molecular function (GO): DNA-binding transcription factor activity, RNA polymerase II-specific; sequence-specific DNA binding
Source: RefSeq, a predicted model, not a curated record
UGUGCUUGUUUUGAUUUGAUAUACCUCGCAUCUGGUUUAACUAUUGAGAUUAUGACAUAGGCUCACAUAGCAGAUACGAAUGCCCUAAGAUGCCCUUUUAUGCUAAAUGUUGCUGCCCCACGACAAAAUGGGAACAUACUUCAAACUGCAAGGAAUGCCCCGGACGACUGCUUGAGUUAUUUCAACAUUUUUACCCAAACAGGGAAUUGCCAAGCAGAAAAAUUUGCUUUGUGUGCAUGUCAAGAGUUGACAAGGAGGACGAAUUCGUCAGCCAUCCUCAAUAUGUGCCGCCUAAAUUUAGGAAGUGUAAGCAGCAGAUGGCAUACAUGAAAAAGAUGCACCAAAAGAAUGAAAGCCUUUUGCCACCAGGGGAGUUCUUCAUAUUAAAAAUACCAGAAAACUCAGAAGGAGAUUUCAAAAAUGAAUCAACAGAUCUUACAGAAUCUCAGCUAUCUGAUAAAACCACUGAAGAUCCACAGGAUGAAACAAAUAACGAAAAGAACUGCAGUACAACAAUCCAUACAGAAAACUCAGCAGAUAAUGUUAAAUCAACUGAAGAUACUAAUGCUGUAGAGAAAUCUACUGUGGAAAAAAUAUUAGAGAGAAUACAAGGUAGUGAACUUGUUCUGGCUGAAGACUUGGUGAUAUGCGGAUUGUGUGGCAAAGGUUUCUUGGACAUCAAACAGUUUCUGCAGCAUAAGUCUACACAUAAAACCUAUGCCUCAAAAUACCGCUGUGAGCUGUGUCGCCAAACUUUCUGCCGCCAUGCCACACUGAUGGACCAUUAUCAGAGAAGACAUCGUACAAUAGUGAGGGUCUCCCCCAACCUCGUGACCGAACCUAGUGAGGAAGAACCGUCCAACGAGAAAAGAAAAAGGUCAAAUUUUAAGACAAUGUCCAGGGGAGUCCAGGUGGACAUCAAAGCCCCAUCCCCAGGGGCUGAUUUGGCAUUUUCUGGGGGUGACAUUGGCCCUCAGGUCAAUAACUUAAAACAUCUAGAGGACUCACAGCUGGACUUUCAUUUCAUCAUAUCAGUAGAGACCGUUAAAAAGAAUCAGUUUGACUAUGCCAGUGUUUAUUUGAAGUGCUUACACUGUCGAUUUAAAACUACCUCGAGGGCCAAUCUCAGGACUCACAUGAGAGCCAAGCAUCCAGAUAUGAUUGAUAUAAACCAAAGGAUUUCCAUAGGUGAAAACGGCACUGGGAAUCACAGACUGGUCAGUAUGUCUGAGUACAAACGCCAACUGCACAAACAACAGUCAGGACAGAGAAUUGACAAGCAGGACGUCUUGGGCCAGUUUCCCUGUCCAAUAUGCAAUAAAGUGUUCGGGAGGUUACGCUACCUUCGUGCUCACAUGCCAGUCCAUCGAAAAGAACUUUCAUUCAUGUGUGAAGAAUGUGGUCGCCAUUUUAAAUCCCGUGCUAGUGUAUAUGCUCAUAAGAGACGAUUCCACAAGGGUGUCAUGUACAAGUGCCCACAUUGCCCUUUUAGAACUGGAGUCAAUAUCUUGUACCACAGGCACAAGCGUAUGCACAGCGUCUCCCGUCGAGGGCAGAUUUGUGACGUAUGCGGAGAAGCCUUCAUUCAUUCUCAUCAACUCAAGAAACAUCUGUCUGUCCACGAUCCAACCAAACCAUACCAGUGUAAGAUCCAGUCUUGCUCAUGGAGAUUUGAUAAUGAAAAUAAACUGAAGAACCACCUGCUUAUAUACCAUGCAGAGAAAGAGACUGAAGCUCCAUCUAGUGUGGUGGAAAGUGAUCACCAACACGUGGCGACUGAAGGAUUGUCUCUCUCUGGUGAUUCUAAAGCGGGACAACAAAAUCAGCAAACAAAUGUGACAAAAGAUAACAGCAGUGGAAAUGUGCCUCAACAAGAAGAUGGCGGCGACCCACAACCCCAGAUAACUUAUGUCAUCCAGCCUGAAGGGAGUGUGCCCCAGUUAACCAGGCAAAAUGUGGUAUUCACAUUAAAUCCUAAAGAGGCCGAGCCUAGCCAGCGACAGGCAGAGGGUCAGUUCGGCCAGGACGGAAUGAGCAUUGGCUACCAGCAGUCUGGGGAGGUGGACAUACUGUUCUCAGCAAUGGCAACUAGUCACUCAGGAACAACUGACCAUUCCACAGAUCAUGCCACUGACCAGGCUCUGAUGCAAGGUUUUAAUAGCCUGACUCCAGCAGGCCAACAAGGAGGAACUUCCCACCCCAACAGCAAUGUUUUGAUGACAAUAGCACAGCAGUAUCGCAAUGCCCAAGUCCUACUGGAAGAAGGAUUUACAGGGGAACAGGUCCUUAGGCUCCUCCUGGAGAAUCAGUCCGAAGGUGUCCUCAGUCUGGGUCAAGUUCAACUGCCCAGGCAUCUCCUGGCUGACCCCAAUGCUGACAUGGUUGGGCAGCCCCGGACGUCCGUUCCAGUGUCUCAGUUAAGUGCAUAUAGCAGUCUGGCUGUGCUUCCAACAGUGAGUUCCCCUCAAACAAGCUUCAAUUCCAACCCCAUAUUCUUGCAGCAGUUUCUGGAUCAAACUCAUGGAGCAGUGGGGCAAGGGGUGUUGGGGGAAGGCCAGGACUUGGGGGUGUACUCCAGCGGUUCUCUGACCCAGGGGCAGGUGCAGCAAUUCACCACAGGAGGGGUUGGAGACGGUUUUCAGCCAAUGGACACCCAGCAGUCAGAGGAAUGUUUUGACCCAUUGUUGCAGCAUAGCCAAGAUGCUGGAGAAACUAUUAACACUUCUAAUGGGACUUGA